Molecule: messenger RNA, 387 nt
Organism: Lasiodiplodia theobromae
Lineage: Eukaryota; Fungi; Ascomycota; Dothideomycetes; Botryosphaeriales; Botryosphaeriaceae
Product: Endoribonuclease L-PSP
Exons: 3
Coding region: 1-387 (128 amino acids)
Cellular component (GO): cytosol; mitochondrion
Molecular function (GO): deaminase activity
Source: RefSeq, a predicted model, not a curated record
AUGUCCGACAUCAUCUCAAUCCUCUCCGACAAGGCCUGCGCCUAUCCAGCCGGACUCUUCCACCACGCCAAAGUCUUCAACGGCGUGGUCUAUACGACCGGCCAGAUCGGCGCCGACGUUGCAGGCAACCUUGUUAGCGAAGAUAUCAAGUUGCAGACAGAGCAAGUCCUGAAGAACCUAUCUGCAAUCCUCGAGGCUUCCGGUAGUUCCUUGGAGCGCGUCAUCAAAGUGAACAUCUACAUGGUGGAUCAGUCCGCAUACGCCGGCAUGAAUGAAGUGUACAGAGCGAUGAUGCCAGACCCAAAGCCGCCGAGAGCAUGUGUGUUCGUCAAGGGGCUGCCCGCCGGUGCAAGCGUCGAGAUGGAAAUGGUUGCUGCAGUGAAAUAG